GAAUGUUCAUGGCAAUGGAAGAAAUGAUGAAGAAAGUACUUGAGAUGAAGACUAAUCCGACGACGUCGGAAGCAAGAGGGACUACCGAGACCAUGGCGUAGGAGGGAAUCCGAACCCGCUUAGGGGGAGGAGAAAUCCGGAAGUAGAGAUCCUUGAGGGAGAUGACGACAUGCCGCCUCUAGAGCCACUUUCUAGAGAGGAGAUGAGCAUGGGAAACGAUCGAAGAGGUGCUGAUUUUGGCGGAAGAAGAGAGGAAUUUCAGCGCCGAGGUGCUGAAUUUCAGCGUCGAGGUGCUGAAAUGGAAGGGAGGAGAGGGGAAUAUGACGAAAGUGCAUAUUUUGGCAGAAGAAGAGAGGAAUUUCAGCGUCGAGGUGCUGAAUUUUAGCGUCGAGGUGCUGGUUUUGUAAGGGGAAGAGAGGAAUAUGACGACGAAUUCGAAUACCAUCGCCGUAGGGAUGACCGGGACACUUGCGGAGCACCUCCUCUUCGAGGAAUGGGGGGUUAUGGAGGGUACCGGGGUAAUGGAGGAGAUCCAAGGGUGAGGAAGCUGAAGAUGCCUGUCUUCGAGGGUGAAGACAGCCAUGGUUGAAUCUAUAAGGUGGAGCGAUAUUUUGCUGUCAAUGGGCUGACAGAGGAGGAGAAAUUGACAGCGGCAGGAAUGCGCUUGGAGGGAAAAGCCUUAGCAUGGUAUCAGUGGCGUGACAUGAGGGAGCCCAUUCGCAGUUGGAGAGAGUUCAAGGAUUGUUUAUUGGAGCGUUUCCGAGCCGAUGAUGGAGGAGACAUCUAUGAGCAAUUCUUUGCUCUGACUCAGGAGGGGACCGUGGCAGACUUCAGGGACAAGUUUGAGUAUCUGGCUAGCAGGCUGGAUCAUAUCUCGGAGUCAGCCCUGGAAGGGAAUUUCAUGAAAGGGCUGAAACCAGAGAUAAGAACAACAGUUAGAGUGUUAGAGCCAAGGAAUCUAGGCAAGGCCAUGGAGUUGGCCCAGUUGGUGGAGGACCAAAAAAAGUUUGAAAGAGGGACUCGGGGAAACUAUUCAGGGGGGUUGUACAGGACGACGACCACAUUCUUACCAGCAAAAGGGGCAGGCCCUGGGAGCAUGAAGGAAGCACCCAAGGAGAAGAUGGGAGGAGGCGGUAACGGCGGGCAGUUCAAAAAGCUGAUCGAGAACGAGCUGCAGGAAAAAAGGGCAAAAGGGGUGUGCUUCCGGUGUGAUGAGAAGUACAUGGCGGGGCAUAGAUGCAAGGACCGAUCUCUUCAGGUUCUCCUCGUCUGUGAAGACGAGGAAGACGAAGAGGGAGGUGGGAAUGACCCCGAGGUGGAGGAGGAGAAGUUGCAUCUGGACGUAGCAGAAGUCUCUUUGAACUCAGUAGUGGGAUUCACUUCGAGUCACACUAUGAAGGUGAAAGGAGAGAUCUCUGACUGUGAGGUGGUGGUGUUGAUAGAUAGUGGAGCAACACACAAUUUCAUUUCCACCCAGAUUGUUGAUGCAUUGGGGAUGGAGCUAGUGGAUACCAGAGGUUACGGGGUAAUGAUGGGCACCGGGAAGGUAGAGAUGGGACGAGGAGUCUGUCGAGGAGUAGUACUGAAGAUUCAAGGAAUCUAUGUAAAGGAAGACUUCCUUCUCUUAGAAUUGGGGAGUACGGAUGUCAUCCUUGGGAUGAAAUGGCUGCAGACAUUGGGAGAGACCAAAAUCAAUUUGGGUACACUGAGGAUGGAGUUGGUAGUUGGGGGCAGAAAGAGGACGAUUCAGGGUGAUUACGGACUAACCAAGGCGGGGGUUUCUCUCAAAUCCCUCAUCAGAACCAUUCAGGAAGAGGGGGAAGGCUACUUAGUAGAGUUGCACCGCCUGAAAGGGGUCAGAUUGGAGGAGGAAGGAAAUGUUCCCGCUAUAGUACAGUCGCUCAUACACCAGUUCAGCGAGGUUUUUCAACCGCCCCAGGGUUUACCUCCUCAGAGAGAGUUGGAGCAUGCCAUUACUUUGAAAGAAGGUGAGACUCCGAUCAGUGUCCGUCCUUAUCACUACCCACAGAUUCAAAAAAAUGAGAUUGAAAAGCUGAUCCGGGAAAUGUUGGAGACGGAGAUUAUCUGACCCAGCAACAACCCUUUUUCUAGUCCAGUCCUCCUGGUCAAGAAGAAGGAUGAGAGUUGGAGAUUUUGUGUGGAUUACAGGGCUCUGAAUAAAUGCACUAUACCAGACAAGUUUCCAAUUCCGGUGAUUGAUGAGCUGCUGGACGAGCUACAUGGUGCAGUGAUGUUUUCGAAGCUGGAUUUGAAAUCCGGAUACCACCAGAUCAGAAUGAUGGAGGCAGAUGUUCCAAAGACGACGUUCAGGACACAUGAAGGGCAUUAUGAAUUUCUGGUAAUGCCCUUUGUAUUGAUUAAUGCUCUUGCAACCUUUCAAUCCUUGAUGAAUCGGGUAUUCAAGCAGCACCUCAGGAUGUUUGUCCUGGUCUUUUUUGAUGACAUCCUGGUGUACAGCAGGACUAUGGAAGAGCACUUGGAACAUCUGAGGGUGGUAUUGGAAGUGCUUUAGGAGCACCAGUUGAAAGCCAACCUGAAGAAGUGCAGCUUUGCUCAGGCAAGUGUGAAAUACUUGGGACAUGUGGUGUCACAAGGAGUGG
This is a messenger RNA of Dendrobium catenatum, 2621 nucleotides long. RefSeq lists its product as uncharacterized. The transcript has a single exon. The coding region runs from base 659 to 2089 and encodes 476 amino acids. Lineage: Eukaryota; Viridiplantae; Streptophyta; Magnoliopsida; Asparagales; Orchidaceae. The record is from RefSeq and is a predicted model, not a curated record.